Molecule: messenger RNA, 3638 nt
Organism: Phyllostomus discolor (pale spear-nosed bat)
Lineage: Eukaryota; Metazoa; Chordata; Mammalia; Chiroptera; Phyllostomidae
Product: zinc finger protein 583
Exons: 5
Coding region: 373-2085 (570 amino acids)
Biological process (GO): regulation of transcription by RNA polymerase II
Cellular component (GO): nucleus
Molecular function (GO): DNA-binding transcription activator activity, RNA polymerase II-specific; RNA polymerase II cis-regulatory region sequence-specific DNA binding
Source: RefSeq, a predicted model, not a curated record
GCCGUGUACCGACCUGGACUCCAUUUCCCAGCGGCCACCGCGGCCAGCGCUGGCUGCCCGCCCCAGCUCCGCUGCCCCUUUGUGAGUCCACUAGUCUACCCCGGGAUCGAAUUCCUUCCCUGGCUCGCGGGGAUGCUGGGCCUCCGGCCUCUGCCCGCAGCGCGGAGGGAGGUGCCGAUCUCCCGGCAGGAGGCGGUGAGGAGUCCCGGGCGGGCGGGCGGGCAUGUGAACGGGCCUGUCACCGCGCAAGGGAAAAAAGUGGGACCAGGGGCGAUCAUGUCUCUGUCUUCUCCAGACUCUGUCCUCCUGCCAGAGAGGAACCUGAAGCAAGAAGACAGAGAACCUGUCAUAAAUUCUUAAGUUCUUAAAGCCAUGUCCAAGGAUUUGGUGACAUUUGGGGAUGUGGCUAUAGAUUUCUCUCAAGAGGAGUGGGAAUGGCUGAAUCUUGCUCAGAGGAAUUUGUACAGGAAGGUGAUGUUGGAGAACUACAGGAACCUGGUGUUACUGGCAGGAGUCUCAGUUUCUAAGCCAGAGGUGAUCUCACUGUUGGAGCAAGGAAAAGAGCCCUGGAUGGUGAAGGAGGUGGAGACAGGAGGCACAUACUCUGAUUGGGAGUAUGCAUUUAAAAACAGUGAAUUUUCAUCAAAGCAAGUUAUUUAUGAAGAAUCAUCCAAAGUAAUGAGAAUGGGAAGAAGCCAUUUUAGUUAUAAUCUUGACUGUUCUAGUGUAAGAGAAGACUAUAAAAGUGGGGACUGGUUUAAGAACAAGUUGGAAAGUAAGGAGGUCCAUCCUAGUCAACUGAUCAUCACUCAUAAAGAAAUCCUCACUGAAGAUCAAACUAAUGAAUACACUAAAUCUUGGCAAAGUUUCCACCAGGAUGCAGUAUUUGCUAUAAAACAGGGUUUUCCCACCAAAGAAAGAGUACAUAAACAUGAGCCACAAAAGAGAAGUUACCGAAAAAAAUCUGUUGAAAUGAAACGUAAGAAAGUCUAUGUAGGAAAGAAACUUUUGAAAUGUAAUGAGUGUGAGAAAGUCUUCAACCAGAGUUCAUCCCUUACUCUUCAUCAGAGAAUUCAUACUGGGGAGAAACCCUAUGCCUGUGUUGAAUGUGGGAAAACCUUCAGCCAGAGUGCAAACCUGGCUCAGCAUAAGAGAAUACACACUGGGGAGAAGCCCUAUGAAUGUAAGGAAUGCAGGAAGGCCUUCAGCCAGAAUGCACACCUUGCUCAGCACCAGAGAGUUCACACUGGAGAGAAACCUUAUCAGUGUAAUGAGUGUAAAAAAGCCUUUAGCCAGAUUGCCCAUCUGACUCAGCAUCAAAGGAUCCAUACUGGAGAGAGACCAUUUGAAUGUAUUGAGUGUGGUAAGGCCUUUAGUAAUGGCUCAUUUCUUGCUCAGCACCAGCGAAUUCAUACCGGAGAGAAACCUUAUGUAUGUAAUGUGUGUGGGAAAGCCUUCAGCCAUCGUGGUUACCUGAUCGUACACCAGAGAAUUCACACCGGAGAGAGACCAUAUGAAUGUAAGGAAUGCAGGAAGGCCUUCAGUCAGUAUGCACACUUAGCUCAACACCAGAGAGUUCACACUGGAGAGAAACCAUAUGAGUGUAAAGUGUGUAGGAAAGCCUUCAGCCAGAUUGCAUACCUUGAUCAGCAUCAGAGGGUCCAUACUGGAGAGAAGCCCUAUGAAUGUAUCGAAUGUGGGAAAGCCUUUAGCAAUAGUUCGUCGCUGGCACAACAUCAGCGAAGUCACACUGGAGAAAAACCUUACAUGUGUAAGGAAUGUAGGAAAACGUUCAGUCAGAAUGCAGGCCUUGCUCAGCAUCAGCGAAUUCACACAGGAGAGAAGCCUUAUGAAUGUAAUGUGUGUGGGAAAGCCUUCAGCUACAGUGGCUCUCUCACUCUGCAUCAGAGAAUUCACACUGGAGAGAGGCCCUAUGAAUGCAAGGACUGCCAGAAAUCUUUCAGGCAGCGUGCACACUUGGCUCAUCAUGAAAGAAUUCAUACUAUGGAGUCAUUCUUGAGUCUCUCCUCUCCCUCACCCUCCAUGUCCAGUCAGUUGCCAAGACCUGUAGGUUUUAUCUCUUAAAUAUGCCUUGAAUCUCACUCCUUUAAUCAUUUUCACCUUUGUCCAGUACACAAUAAUCUACUUGACAUGGACUAUGGAAAUAGCUUUCUAACAGGUUUCCAGUAUUUGCCACUUAGUCAGUUGUCCACAUUGCAGACAAACUUGUAUUAAAAAUAGUUUGAUCAUAUCUCAUUAAAACCCCUCAGCGGCAUCCCAUAGUUCUUAAGGUUAAAGCACACAUUCCUCAAAAUAGCCUAAAAGACCUUCCUCCAAUACCUUGUUCCAGUCUACCUUAAAAAGUCCCAUCUCGUGCCAAUAUCCACCUCAUUCUUUGGAGACUUGUCCAGAAUUAUAAACUCAUAUUCCAGCAUCAAGUAGAUCUUGGUUCUAAUCUUCGCUCUUCCAUUUUUGCCCUCUAAUUUUGGAGAAACGUUUUGUCUUUCGUGAGCUUCAGUUUUAUUUAUGUUAUGGGAAUAAUAAUGGUACUACCUCGAAAGUUAAUGGGAGCAUUAAGUGAGAUGAUGCAUGUGAAUUGCUCAGCAGAGUGCCUGACAUAAAGCAUUCACUCAGUAAACAUUAAUGUAAAAUAAAACGAUACCAUGCUAUACAAAGAAGACAUGAUCAUUUUGACAAUGAUUAGCUGAGAAAUAAAAGCAGCUCAGGACUCAAGAGGUUGUAAAGAUUUCUGAUUAGGAACAGUGGUCAUUGUUGUAAAGGUGGGUGACCAGGGAAUCUUAUACAGCAGGACUGAGGUUAGAGUACAUGAUAACACAGAGUUAGAUGGUGGCUUCUAGUUCAGCUUGAACAUACAGGGAUAUGACUAACUUCAUUACAUGGUUCUAAGAAGCCAGCUUUUAAAAAUCAACUUGCGGUAAGUAAAAUUUACUGAGACGUAUUUUUCAUUUACAAAAGACAAAAUAGAUGCUUAAAAAAAGAAAACUUGAAAAGGUCAACCAAAGAAGACUGAAAAAUAAAGUCUAAGUUUGACCCUUGCUCCUAAUUCCCUGUGAAUGCAUUGUAUUACAUCUGUCAUUUAAAAUGGAAUUCCUGAUAGACAGGAAAGGAAACCAAAACUAUAGAUCAAUUACUCACGAACUGCUGCCCACAAACAUGUUUGACUCGGUGCAUCAAGCUUAGAAGAAAUAUGCAUCCCUUUAGGUGGGCAUGUGUUUUCCAGUUACCACAGUUCAAACCAUUCCCUGUUCCCUUAUAUCUGACUUGUUUUACACUUUAUAUUACUUCCUGACUCUGAGAAUGCAAUCAAUGCAUUAACCAACUCACAUGAAUACAGGUACAAAAAAUGAUUAAAACAGAAUAAAAGACUUGAAGAAACACCCUUCUGGAGGGGGAAGACUCAGUAUUACACAAGUGUUAGUAGGUCCCAAAUGAACCUAUAGAUUCCUUAUACCUAACAAAAGCCUAAGAGUUUCUUAAAGCUUGAAAGAUUAUGUGAACAUAUACAUUCAUACAGAUAUACAUAUAAAGGAAGUAUAUCAUAAAGGUGAUAUUUCAUGCCAGUGGCUUAACAGUAGUGGUAAAAUUGACUCAGCUCUGUACAAAACAACCCCAUCAUU